CCAGACAAGAAACAAGAGAGAUUAGUGCAGUUUUGCUCUCGCGAGUCACAGGUGUGAGCGCGAAUUUAACUCUGUGGAAUACAUUUACAGGCACCUCUUGGUUUGAAGGUACAAUGAUGGAUCCAUUAAAUGUUUCUCAGAGUCCCUCCAAUCAGAACUCAUCAGAAUAUUAUGAGAAUUAUGAUGAUGAGGAUGAUUUUAAUAUCCAAAAUUCAGAGCUCGGGAAAUCUCUUAAAAUCAUGUCACUCAUAGUCUACAGUUUGGCGUUUGUACUUGGAGUGGUGGGAAACGGCAUCGUGAUUUGGGUUACUGGAUUCAAAAUGAAGAGGACAGUCAACACGGUCUGGUUUCUGAACCUUGCUGUCGCUGACUUUCUCUUCACUGCAUUCCUCCCGCUCAGUGUGGCUUAUACAGCCAUGGGAUUUCAUUGGCCCUUUGGACAAUUCAUGUGUAAAUUCAACAGCACUCUCGGUUUCCUCAACAUGUUUGCCAGUGUGUACAUCCUAGUCGUGAUCAGUGUUGAUCGCUGUGUGUCUGUGGUGUGUCCAAUCUGGGCACAGAACCAUCGGAAUGUGGGCCGUGCAUCUGCGGUGAGCUUUGGGGUUUGGUUGUUCGCUCUGUUGCUGAGCUCUCCAUACUUUGUUUUCAAGGACACUGCACAGGACCACAAGGACCCAAAAAUAAUCAACUGCUUCAACAACUUUGCUUUCUCUGAUGAUGAAACAGAAGACGUGGAGGAGCUCCGUAUGCUACGGCAUCGUGCCAUGAUCAUUACCCGUUUCAUUAUAGGCUUUGUGGUGCCAUUUGUGAUCAUCGUCUCCUGCUAUGCAGUCAUCAUCCAUCGUCUCCAAAGAAACCGUUCAAUGUCUGGCAGAACUGGACGUCCUUUCAGGAUCAUAGCUGCAGUGAUCACUGCCUUCUUCCUGUGUUGGGCUCCAUACCAUAUCCUGGUGCUCAUUGAGAUGGUAAACCACAUGAGUACUGAAUACAGCCCCACCCUGCAAUAUGUCAUCACUGUUGGAAUUCCCAUUGUGACCAGUUUGGCUUUCCUAAACAGCUGCCUGAACCCCCUGUUGUAUGUUUUCAUGGGACAGGACUUUAAAGACAAAGUGCGCAAAUCAAUCCUGAAGGUUUUGGAAACCGCUUUUACGGAAGAAGUUUCACGCACAAAUACCUGGACAAAUUCAAUGCCGACCAUACGUAACAAAGAGAAUGGGAGCAAGUCCUUCUCUGAUGCAGAGGUAUAACAAUGUAACACACAUGAGUCCCCCUUUCUAAAGGAGAAAUUUACAGAGUGGCAUGUGGAUUUACCACCCGUCAUUAGAUCAAAUAAAGACAUGCUAACCUGAAAAAACUGGACCAGAAGAUAUUCAGUUAGUUUGAAACUUUACUUUCCUUGCCUUUACAGGGAAAUGCUUAAGUGAUGCAGAGUUAUUAUAUAUUUGUAUGUGCAUGUGUUUACCCGCUUAACAAUAUUUUGGAGACAGAUUUGUUCCCAGAAGUGAGCUAAAUCUGACAGAAACAGCCAAAAUCUUCCUUUUGGAAAAUCAUCUAUUUAAAAAUGUAUAAAACAAUGAAUUAUUUUAUCAUUACUGUUUUUUGAAACAAUAUAGAAGAUUUUUCAGUUAUAAUUAGGUUAUAGUAUCUAUAACAAGCUGUAUAUAAAAAUCUCUAGAAGUGAAGAAGAAAGUGUGUGUGUGUGCGUGUGUGUGUGUGUGAGAGAGAGAGAGAGAGAGUGGUGGGAAGGGGGUUAAUGAUAUACCCAUAAGUAUUUGACAAAAAUAACUUGGUAUUGUUGGCGAUGUAGACGAUAUUAGAAUGAAGUUUUUCAUAUAUUGUGCAUGAGAUCCAUUGUUUUUUUUCUAUUUCAUUACUGUAUAACUGUUGCCUGCAUAUAUUAUUUUUAUAAUGUAUAUUUUAUUUUAUAGUAAACAGUAUCAUGUCUAUUUGUGUAUUACAAAAUAUAAGAAAAAUGCUGAAGCUAAAUUAACAUACUAAUUGAGGUUCUUAUACUGGUGUCAAUGUCUACAGUCUAAAUCU
Danio aesculapii is the source of this 2040-nucleotide messenger RNA. RefSeq names its product formyl peptide receptor 1 (gene fpr1). The coding region runs from base 114 to 1247 and encodes 377 amino acids. The record is from RefSeq and is a predicted model, not a curated record. The transcript is spliced from 2 exons. Lineage: Eukaryota; Metazoa; Chordata; Actinopteri; Cypriniformes; Danionidae. Gene Ontology annotation, cellular component: plasma membrane. Gene Ontology annotation, biological process: complement receptor mediated signaling pathway; inflammatory response; phospholipase C-activating G protein-coupled receptor signaling pathway. Gene Ontology annotation, molecular function: complement receptor activity; G protein-coupled receptor activity.